ACGUCAUCAGCUAGGUAAUGGCUGGUUGGGUGUCCGUUUCACCCAGCCUUUCUGUUGAUUUGUGCACUGAGCAGAGGGAUGUACAAGUGUAAUCUGGUGAGAGGAUAAAGCUGCUGAAAGAUGUGUCCAGGUGUGAGUGACAGCUCAUCAUGAUGUUAGAUGUCAUGCAUAUACAGUCCUGUGGAAUUACACACAAGUGAUAUAAAAUGUCUAAAACAUUGAAGUGAUCACCAUUUUGUGAUGAAUUAGAAUAAUGGCUGCAGCAAAGCACCAAGGGAUAUUUUUACUGGGUCUCUUAUGGAUAACUCUGACAAACGGUUCCAACAUCUGCACAACUACCCAUUAUUCAGAUCAUUCGGAUGCCAACUGCAGUUCCUUGGCCUAUGAAUACAUACCAUGGGCUUUACAUCAAGACAUCCAGUUACUGGAUAUGAGUCAUAAUAUACUUACAGUACUUGUGGAAAACAGUUUCAUGAAGUAUACACCAUUAAGAAAACUUCUUUUGCGAAACAAUAAAAUCAGUAAAAUUGAAGAAGGUGCAUUUAAUAAAUUAUCCAAUCUUCAGUAUUUGGACCUAUCUGGCAAUUUCUUGAAGUCUGUUCCUACAGAUGCUCUACAGAACAUGCCAAAUCUUAUUCAGCUCUAUCUGAGUGGAAACAGUAUUUCACAUAUUGAAAAUAAUGCAUUUUUAGGAGUACCAUCUCUCAAACUAUUGCACUUGGAGGGGAACUAUCUGCGCUAUAUUCAAAAUAAUGCAUUCAUUGGAUUAAAUAUGCUACAAAACUUACAAUUACAAAACAAUGCCAUACAGUCACUUGAAGAUGGUCUCUUUCAGUAUUUUGAUUAUCAUUUAAUGACAAUAAGUUUAUAUAACAAUCCUUGGUUUUGUGACUGCAGGAUACGAUGGCUCAAAAUAUGGUUAACAAAUAUGACUGAUUUGUAUAAAAUCAGAUGGCAGUUUCCUGGUCUAGAGCCAGAAUGUGAUGGUCCAUCUAUGGUCCAGGACAAAAAGAUUGCAGAUAUUCCUGAGAAUCAUUUUGCUUGCCCAGUUGAAAUGUAUACAAGCGGUUCCCAAAUGACUGUAAAACUAGAGGAAGAUGUGCGUCUGUACUGCAAAUAUUUUUCUGUCACCAAAAGUGAGGCAUCAUGGUAUAAAAACAACAAGAAACUGAACAUCUUUACAAACGAUAAAAAAUACUCAAUUUCUGAAAUCGGCUCAUUCACAAGAGACAGUAUAUUAGAAGUUAAGAAUUUCCAGUAUGAGGACAUUGGUUUUUAUAAAUGUGAGGUGAAAAAUAUUCUUGGGGUCACUUCCAUUUUGUACACUGUGACACUAGUUGGAGUUGAUCCAAAAUCAAUUACCCCAGCAGCAGCACUUGCCAAUGAUGCUACUGAGACCACUGUGGAUGUGAAAAGUAUCAUUAUUGCUGUUUCAGUUAUCGGUGGGUUAUUGCUUAUCAUGUUGAUUGUUGGAGUUAUUGUCUGUGGAACAGGUCGAUGGCGAAGACACCAGCAGCAACAAAAACAACAAAUAGCUCUUCAAGUCAAAGAGCAUUUUAUUACAAAUGGAGAUGUCUCCAUGUCUAAAUCAAUAGAUAACAGUGACAACACAGAUUCUCAUUCUAAUGAUUCUAAUCACAAUAAAGACAAAGUGAGCACACCAGACCCUGAUGAAUCAGGAAUGCUGAAUACUUCUGUUUCAAACAUUUAUCACAAUCCAGCUUCUCCAAAUGGAAAUACAUACAUAUCAUUUGGCAGUGAACUCUCUGAUCCAGAGGACUUGAGUCAGAUGUACUCCACAUUUCGAAGUCAAAAGUUACCAGGAUCACACACAGAAUCUACUACACCUUUACUGGAAAACAACACAUCUUCCUUCUUUGAACCGGGUGACCCUUUCAAUGAUUCUCAAAGGAUGUAUUCUUUAUCACACACACCACAAAGGCCAACAGAAUAUUAUAUAUCAAAUGGACACAUCCCAAGAACACCAGUUAGUGCACAUUCUACACAAAUAUACAGAGACCCAUACAGAGAUUACCAUGAUUACAGCGAUUACGGUGACCCCUAUUACAGAGAUUAUCAAGACUAUCAGGAUUACCAGGACUAUCAGGAUUAUCGAGAUCCAAGGAUGGAACGUUUCAAUAGGGAUUAUCAAGACUGUAGGGAACUACAGUAUCCUAACACAAGGACCAUGCCCAAUUCACGACGAGUGCUAAAUACAAAGAAAAGUGUUUCUGUUGGGAACUUACAGUACAGUUCACCUGGUCCAAGGAAACCACCAAGGGUGUCUAAAUCAAGGGAACAUGUACUGGGUAGUGAGUGUGACACAAGCAGUGAAAUUGAACAGAUGCUACAGAUGUCAGAGAGACCAAGUUAUGUUGUUGACAGACCAGGAUUUCUGAAUAUCACACCAGGAACUCCUGUUUAAAACACUUACACAUUCACUUUUGUUAUUAGACAAAUUGAUACCAAAUGAUUUUAAAAUUAAACUUUCACACUUCUCAAUAAUGUAUUGAAAAUUCAAAAACUGUCAAUAAUAGUGGUUGGUUUGGAGAAAUGUUAUGUUUUUUUAUAAAGUUGGACUUUCUUCUCUAAUGCCAUAUAUGUUGUGGUACCAAUCAGAAUCUGUUAGAAACUAGAGAUUAAAAUUCUAGAUUCUACUAAAUGUUGCUGGUAAACUGCAGAUUCUACGAGAUGAAUUUUGAAAAGAAGUGGUAUAAGAAUUUUUUAAAAUCAUAAAUGCAUGCAAAUACAAUUAUUUAAAUAUAAAAUUAAACACUAAUUACUUAUAUACAAUAUAGUUAAAUAUUAAAUUUAAAGGCACAAUAACUAGUUUCAUUUUCAUUCUGCACAUAAAUCAGAUAAUAAAACUAUUUUAUUACAGUGAAACCUCUCAAAACUGGACCCUCUGUAAACUGGAAUUCCCUCAAAACCAGACAUUUUUCACGGACCCUUUUUAAAAAUCAGUACAGAACUUAACCUCUCUGAACCGGAUACCUCUUAAAACCAGACAUUUCACUUGGUCCUGAGGGUGUCCGUCUUAGAGUAACGAGAUAUAUAUGUAUAUAUCAUAUUAUUACCCCAGUGGUCACUCAUAAAUGGAAAAACAUUUUUCAUAUUUUCUCAGUGAGAAAUAUUCUCCAAUGGUGUAACAUACAAUACUUAUUGGUUGAUUUGAUGCUUACAAACCAAUGACCUUGUUGGUACCAAAUAUAACGUCAUUACAAUUUAGCAAACACACAAAAUGACGUCAUGUAGUUUAAAAAGUUUGCAUUUACAGCUCUCCUUUUACCGUGUUAAAUUUGUAAUACAAUAUUAUUUUAAUGCAAUUCAUUAUAGCUGUUUUAACAGUAUAAAUAGAACUUUGGUUUUUGAAAAUUAUCUGUGAAUGGGAUUAAAAUACAAAGUUACAGCAAUAUUCAGAACAAUGUGUAAAGUGGUUUACAUCAUUUCUAUACAUGUACAUGUAUGUAUAUCGAUAUUAAAG
Molecule: messenger RNA, 3484 nt
Organism: Gigantopelta aegis
Lineage: Eukaryota; Metazoa; Mollusca; Gastropoda; Neomphalida; Peltospiridae
Exons: 2
Coding region: 254-2425 (723 amino acids)
Molecular function (GO): protein binding
Source: RefSeq, a predicted model, not a curated record